CAGCUGAGCAGUUACUUAAAUUUUCUAUGAAUGUGCGUACACGUUUUUACUUUAAUACGAAAAUUUUUUUUAUAAUUAACAGUAGAACUAUUUUCGAAACAUGGCGAUAAUUUGAAAAGUUUGUGAAUUGAUGAAUAAAAAUUGUAUGUGAAAGUUUAAAAAUUCGGAGUAUUUUAAAAUUGAAUAUAUUUGAAUUGUUGAAUUUAUCUACACAUAUAUACGUGUAUAUGUAUGUUUAGAUAGAGGAAUAAAGUAUAAACGGUGUUUCAAGUUUGAGUUUUACGAGGUAAAUUUUAUUGGAAUUAUUGUUCGAUUUUUGUGAUUAAUGCGUCGCGAUUUACGAUAUAAAUCGAUACGAUGGCAGAGGGACUAUCGCCAUGUUUGAGUGGGAUUCAAAAAGUCGCAGGAAGUAAAUUGAGUGAUAAGUUCAAUACACUGAACCACAUCGCGAAAAAAAUAGUUGACUCAGAAAAUCAAAAUGCAGCGAUGCAAUUGGCCGUUGAUUCGUCGGAAUUACCGGAGGCUUUGAAACCUCUGGUACAAGUGGAGGUCGCGCGAUUAUCAGGACAAUUUGAGGGAAUUUGCGAGGCUUUGAAAUCCGAUGACUCUGUAGUGUUUGAUCGGGCGCUCAGGGCCAAGUGGUUUUUCAAUGGCAGCCAUGAAAAUUGUAGGGUUCAGUACUACCAGGCACAGAUUUUUCCGGUCGUAUCUCUGCAGAAUCGACUGAAAAUUAUCAAAGCGUUGGCUAAUAAUUUAACCGCGAAUCCUGCUAUCGCUGAGGAAUUUUAUACUGCGCUGACUUUGAUGUACGGAGAAAAACAAGCUCACCCACUACUGAUGGCUUGCAGUGAAUCAUUUAUCUGGAAUUGCGUAACAGAGCAUAAACUACGGCUUAACGAUAGAAUGGUACAAAUUUUAUUCAACAAGUAUCCAGAACUUGUAGUUAAAUAUCUGAAACUUAGCUUAAACAGUGCUGACGAAUCGAAGCGUAAUUAUCGGCCCGUUCAUUCACAUUCUUUGAUUGAAUUUCUCCCACGUCUAAUUAAAAAAUAUCCAGAUACUUUUGUGGAACUUCUUGAAAUUCCCAGUCGCCCCUACAUAAUAUAUUUAAGAGUUACUCAAACCGAGUUAUUUUUGAAAAGUUCCAUCGAUGCAUUGAUAAGAAAUCCUAAAGUAUUUAUGCCAAUUUUGUGUCCAAGGAUCGUUGCAAAAAAACUCACUGACAGCCAAUACAAAAAUGUCAUGGCCCAAUUAUUUCAUCCAGAAUUAAAAUACUUCGAUUUCGAUAGACUGUUCACGUUUGAUCUGUAUGAUUUACCAAAAGAAAGAAGAUUACCGAUAAUAACAUCGGCUUUUGAAGAGGUUUACAAAGUAAACUUUCUAGACUGCACUGAAAAAAUUUCACCGACAGCAAUGCGAAUACUUCCGCGGGACGAACGCAUCAAACAAGCGAGAGUAAAACUGCAGAAAGAACCCACUGAUGAAUUUCGCUAUUCCACGCGUUCGUGGGUUUGUUAUUUAUCAUGUGAAGAGUCGAUUCCUCAUCUAAAAGGUCUCGUCAAAAAAACGUCAGAUUGCGAAAAAAGAUGUGAAUUACUCAAGCAAUUAAUUUUUACAUGCAUUGUAAAUUCCGAUGAUGAUGAAUUACUCAAAGUACUGAAAUACAUCACGACGAGGCAUAGAAACGAGCGUAGUAAUAAACUGUCAGCUGUUUUUGAGGUACUAUUGGAUGAAUAUGACUUAAAAAAUCUACCGCUUGAACAUUGGGAGGUACUGUACAGUUUUACGAAAUAUCUGUACGUUAAAAAUGGAAAAGGAUUUUCUGAUUUAAAUGAGUUACUAAAAGCGAGAAUUGUAUUUGAUUUAGAAAAUAACCACUCGAUAACUGAUAAAGUAACUUUCCUUGUUGAGUACAAUCUACUGCACAAAACCGGUUUCGUGUGGACACUUCUGCAAGAUAACUUGUCGAAUCACAGAAAAUAUUUUGAUGAAUUAAUCAGAAUACUCUCAUCAGUAAGUGAUGAUAAAAAACAAUAUUUGACUGCUGAAUUUGUACAUCACAUCAUGCAAUUGAUUUACGAUUUAAACGACCGUAUUCUGAAAGCCAAGUUACCGAUAGAAAAAAUGUCGAUAAAAAAUUAUCCGUGGAUUUUGGACUCUAUUAAAAAAUUUUUGAACGACAAAGACGAAACUGGAUGGGAGGUAAAAUUUAUCAAAAAAAUAUUGAAGGAAAAAGAAAGUGAAAUUUAUGAUUCACUGGUUGCUGAAGAUGAACAGGAAAUAGAUUUGGAGUCACCAAAAAUAUUACAAAUACUCAAAAAUAAUCCGGAAAAAAUAAUGAAAAAAUGGGAGUUAUACCUGGCAAAAUGUAUGGACAAUAUCAGACGUCUGAGGACACAAAGAUUUAUAAAACUGUGUCGCUGGUAUCAGGAUUUGCCAAUAAAGUUUGCUGAUAAAAGUUUAAACGAAGUUACAGAGAAGAAACGAGAUGGAGGAUUGAUUGUUUCGGGGCUACUGUUUGAAGGAUCAGCAUUUGCGCAGGUCGCAGAAGCUUUUGUACCAACGUCAACUACAAUAGAUGCUGAUGAAGAUGAUGCUGCAGCCGGUUAUCAAAUGUCCUCUACUACUCCAUUCGCAUUUAAUGUUGUAAAUCCGCCCGUGUCUUUAGAAUUAAUUCUAAAAUUCUGCGUAGGUGAUUACAUUCAUACGGCAGUAAAAUGUCUUAAUAAUGUGAGCCGACGAACGGCAUUACCUAAAGUUAUUUCGUUUGCGACGACGCUGAUGGACCGACCGGUUUCUAUGAAAAAACACGGUAUUCGGCUCUUUUGUACGGUCGCGGAUGUCAAACAAUUACGCGGAAUCCUGAUGGAUUUGUGGAGAUCAGAAACGCAUCAGACAAUUCGCGCGUUAGUGUUUAAAAAUGUGUUUAAGGUUUUUGAAUCAAUUCCCAAUGACGAGACCUGGGGAAUGAUUUGCGAAUGUAUCGACGGUCUUAAACCAGAUGAUAAAGAUACGUUUGAAUCUCUUAUGAAAUUUGAUUCGAUUCCUAAUGAAUACAUCGCGGUUUAUGUCCACAAAUUAUUUAGCCUCUUUCGUAGUCUCGGUGAUGAGGAAAACGGUUUGCAGCCGGAUGUCGUUUGGUCUCAUAUCGAAAAGCUACUUAAGAUUUGUCACUAUCAAAAACUGUACAGUCUGCAGGCCAUAAUUAUCUAAUUGAUUACAUUAUGACAGCGCGAGAAAAGUCGGAAGACAGAUUGAACCGUUUCAAAAAUGUAUUCGUCAAAAUUGUCAACGAAAGUUGGGAUAUUCCUCAUCCUACUGAACCGUCAUUCUAUCCAGCAAAUUAU
Molecule: messenger RNA, 3347 nt
Organism: Microplitis mediator
Lineage: Eukaryota; Metazoa; Arthropoda; Insecta; Hymenoptera; Braconidae
Exons: 2
Coding region: 358-3213 (951 amino acids)
Source: RefSeq, a predicted model, not a curated record